GAGUAAUCUCUCUAAGACCUGUGUUCCCUCCGUCUUUCAGCGACGCGUCUUUUUUCACUAUUUUCCUAAACCUCAUUUUAACCCUUCGUAAAUUCAAAGAAUAACAUACCUCUUUUUCCACACCUCAGCAUCAGCAAUGCCGUCGAAAGCGUGCGGAUGGGGUGCGGUGUCGGCCAAGAGCCCGCUGCAGUACAUGGCCAUCAAGCGUCGCGACCCGCGGCCCAACGAUGUGAGCAUCAAGAUCGAGUACUGCGGUGUAUGCCACAGCGACCUGCACACGGUGCGCAACGAAUGGGCCGGCACGACGUUCCCGAUGAUCCCCGGACACGAGAUCGUGGGCCACGUGACGGCGGUGGGCAGCAAGGUGGCCAAGUACAAGGUGGGCGACCGCGUCGGCGUGGGCUGCAUGGUGGACUCGUGCCUGAAGUGCAAGGAGUGCUGCGAGGGCCUGGAGAACUACUGCGCGAACGGUAACACCCAAACCUACAAUUCGCAGACGGAGGACGGUAUGACGAUGGGUGGCUACACGGACCACGUCGUGGUGCGCGAGGAGUUCGUGCUGCGCAUCCCCGACAACCUGGACCUGUGCGCCGCCGCGCCGCUGCUGUGCGCUGGCAUCACGACGUACUCGCCGCUGCGUCACUGGGGGGUGAAGUCGGGCAGCCACGUGGGCGUGGUGGGCCUUGGCGGCCUGGGCCACAUGGCCGUGAAGCUGGCGCACGCCAUGGGUGCCGAGGUGACGGUGUUCACGACAUCGGCCAACAAGGUGGAGGCGGCGAAGCAGCUCGGUGCGCACAACGUGGUCAUCUCCAAGGACCCCGCGCAGAUGGCCGCCUACAAACGCAAGCUGGAUCUCAUCAUCGACACUGUUGGCACCGCGCACGACCUGGCCCCGUAUGUGGACACGCUCAAGGUGGACGGCACCCACGUGCUGGUCGGCGCACCCGAGCACCCGCACCCGGCGCUGCAGCCCUUCCAGUUGAUCCUGGCUCGCAGGAGCGUCGCCGGCUCCUGCAUCGGCGGCAUCGCCGAGACGCAGGAGAUGCUGGACUUCUGCGGCAAGCACAACAUCGUGUGCGAUGUGGAGAAGAUCGACAUCUCCUACAUCAACGAGGCCUACGAGCGCAUGCUGAAGAGCGACGUCCACUACCGCUUCGUCAUCGAUCUCGCCACCCUGAAGCAGCAGUAG
Messenger RNA from Leptomonas pyrrhocoris, 1189 nucleotides. RefSeq names its product putative NADP-dependent alcohol hydrogenase. The transcript has a single exon. Lineage: Eukaryota; Euglenozoa; Kinetoplastea; Trypanosomatida; Trypanosomatidae. Gene Ontology annotation, molecular function: oxidoreductase activity, acting on the CH-OH group of donors, NAD or NADP as acceptor; zinc ion binding. The record is from RefSeq and is a predicted model, not a curated record. Bases 137 to 1189 code for a protein of 350 amino acids.